AUGGCCGACGAUCUCGCGGGUUACCUCGCCGGCCUCGUGCUCGAAUGCGAGGACGUGCGCGGCAAGGACAAGCUGAAGGAGCUCAAGGUUGACGUGGGUGGGGACGAACCCCUGACGAUCGUGACGAACGCUUCGAACGUCGAGGCCGGGAAGCGGGUGGUGGUCGCCACGAUCGGGUCCGAGCUGAAGGACGGUGCGAAGGUUAAGAAGGCCAUGGUGGGCGGCGUGACCUCGGAGGGCAUGCUGUGCGACGGCCCCAUGCUCGGGUGGACGGGCGGUGGCGCGGGAGCCGCCGCGCUCCUCCCGGAGAGCUUCAAGCCCGGCGAGGCUCCGCCAAAGUCGAGGCCUCGUCUGGACGGGGGAGGCGCCGGCGGAGACGCGCCCGCCGCCCCGGCGGCCAAGUCCACGGGUCCCGGCGUGGACUCCCUGUUCGAGAAGAAGCUGACCAAGGAGGAGAAGAAGGCUCUGCAGGAGAAGAAAAAGGCGGAGAGGGCCGCGAAGAAAGCGGCGAAGGGGGGGCAAGACGCCGCCGAGGAGACGAAGAGUGAUGACGCAGAGUAG
Molecule: messenger RNA, 561 nt
Organism: Micromonas commoda
Lineage: Eukaryota; Viridiplantae; Chlorophyta; Mamiellophyceae; Mamiellales; Mamiellaceae
Exons: 1
Coding region: 1-561 (186 amino acids)
Molecular function (GO): tRNA binding
Source: RefSeq, a predicted model, not a curated record